Molecule: messenger RNA, 3475 nt
Organism: Onychostruthus taczanowskii (white-rumped snowfinch)
Lineage: Eukaryota; Metazoa; Chordata; Aves; Passeriformes; Passeridae
Gene: PTGES3
Product: prostaglandin E synthase 3
Exons: 8
Coding region: 1766-2644 (292 amino acids)
Biological process (GO): telomerase holoenzyme complex assembly; telomere maintenance via telomerase; chaperone-mediated protein complex assembly
Cellular component (GO): nucleus; cytosol
Molecular function (GO): protein-folding chaperone binding; prostaglandin-E synthase activity; Hsp90 protein binding
Source: RefSeq, a predicted model, not a curated record
CCCGGGGAUGUGGGAGCGGCGCGGGCAGGCCCCGCCAGGCCGCGGGCGCUACCGCGGGAGCCGCCCCGGCGCCACCGAGCGCGGGCCCCCGCCGCGUGCUGACCUGGGUUUUGCCCCGCUUAUCGGCUGGGCCCGGCCCCGGUUACCGGGUGAGGGCGGAGCGCCCCGGUUCGGCCGCCGGUGCCGCUCGCUGGCUCGGUGCCGGUUGUUGGCUCGGUCCCGGUGUAGCGCGGUGCGGGCGGGAUCUCCCGCGGCGGAAUGAAUGGGGUGUUCGGGGGGGUGUUGUUGCGCGUUUCUCGGCGGGUCGGUGACCACCGGCAGCCGCCGAAACGGCGGAGAUCUCCCGGUAAGUAAGGCGUGGAACGAUCCAGAGCGUGCAGGCGGCAGGACGCGUUUGUAAAUUUGGCGUUUUCGCCCUAAAAUCCAUCCCCGCGUUUUGCGCUGGCCCUGAAAGCGUCCAAGGCCAGGCUGGACGGGGCUUGGAACAGCCCGGUCCGGUGGAACGGGAUGGGCUUUAAGGUUUUUUCUUCCCAGCCCAAACCGUUCCAGAAUUCCGUGAAAAACCGAGGAAUAACGAAAAGGCCCCUCAGGAGGGGGCGGAGGAGCACGGAAAGCCCCGGGGCAGGCGUGGUGCUGCAGGUGAGCCGCUGCAUCUCCUCCCCGAGAGUCUCCACGUGCAUCCCGCGCUCCCCGAUUCAUCUCUUUCCUUGGAAUUCUCCAAAGGAUUCAUUUUGGGGGCCACCCAAAGCCAGCCCUGGUGGAUGUGAGCGUUCCCUCAAGAAGAUUCUGUGUUUUAUGUGUCCAGGGUGACACUGGAGAGGGAAAAACUGGCUGGGAAAGAAGAGCUGCAAGCAGCAUUCCCACAUCUCCAGCGGCAGAACAAGGGCUUCCAACCACCCGAGAGCGGGGUUAGCUGGGAUUUUGGGAGGAAAAAUCCCUCCCUCUGAGGGUGCUGAGGCACUGGAAUGGAUUUUUCAGAGGAUGCCCCAUCCCUGGAGGUGUCCUGGGAGAGUUGGGGGGGUUGAAUGAGCUUUAGGGUCCCUUCCAACCCAAACCAUUCCACGAUUCUGUGACCUCCACGUGCCUGGCUGGCAGGACUGGAGGCAGCAGCACCUCCUGAGGUUUUGUUUUGUCAGGAAUUCAGGAUGAGGACAGCGUUAACCGCUGGGUUUCUGGUCCCUUGUCCCCAGCCAGGCUUUUGCUUUUCUUCUGAAACCCUGAACAGUUGAGGUGCUGCAUCUUAACGUGAGUGAAAGUGAGAGAGCUGUGAUCAAGUUGGGAGUUUUUUCGUGUGAUUUCUGUAGAUUUCAUCAUCCUGGAACUGCAGCGCUGCUGCAUCUGCAUAGAAUGGUCUAAAAUCUAAAAUGAGGGUUUUUUAACGAAAAAAAAAAGGUGUAAAAAUUAAAGGAAAAGUCAUUUUAUAAAACAGGUUUUAUUGCUGCCUGGGAGGGGAAAAAUCUUGUUGAGGGCCUGAUUUCUGCAGGAACUGUCAGGAUACUUGCAGGAGAUAAAAAUGGGAUUCCACAGACACAGGAUAGAGACAGAGAACACAAGAACAGGUUUGGGAACUUCCUCAGUGCCACAGAUGGAGAGAUUUGAGGUUCCACUGGUGCCAGAGACCAGGAUAUAUCCGGGGGUGUCCAACAGAGCCCCCCUGGGUCAGGCAGGGCUCUGUGGUGAAGCUGAGCCUCCACAUUGCCCAUCAGUGCCGCUGGGAAGCUUCUAGAACCUGUUCCACACUGCUGGAAUAACGAUUGCCGUGGGAAUGUGGGGACUGGGAGAGCCAGAGGAGCUGCAGGGGUGGCUCUGGCUGCUCAGGAAGUCCCCAAAGCACAAGUGGAUGGGGACAGAAUGGACUGCUGGGAGCUCUAAAUUCCCUUUUAAACGUUUAAAUUCUUCUCUUUUCCAAAAAAACCCUCAGCAGGAGGCUGAUCUCCCUCGGGGUUUGGGCGAGCAGGAUGGAGCUCUAACAGGUGAUGGGUCAGUGCCUGUGAAAGGAGAUUUUUCCAGGUGUGUGGGAGCACGUGCACAGCUCCCCAGGGGCUGCUGCUGCUGCCUGUGGUUGUCUCCUGGGAAUCUCCGUGUGGGCAGGAGGCAAAAAGGAGCUGUGGCUUCCUCCUCAUCCCUGCUCUCCAGCAGGUCCUGCCUUACUGGUUGGAACUGGCAGCCUGCCUCUGCAAAGUGGUACGACCGGAGGGACUACGUCUUCAUUGAGUUCUGUGUUGAAGACAGCAAAGACGUAAAUGUAAAUUUUGAAAAGUCCAAACUCACGUUCAGUUGUCUUGGAGGAAGUGAUAACUUUAAACAUUUAAAUGAAAUCGAUCUUUUUAAUAAUAUCGAUCCAAAUGAAUCAAAGCAUAAAAGAACAGACAGAUCCAUCUUGUGUUGUUUACGAAAAGGAGAGUCUGGUCAGGCAUGGCCAAGGUUAACAAAAGAGAGGGCAAAGCUCAACUGGCUCAGCGUGGACUUCAACAACUGGAAAGACUGGGAAGAUGAUUCAGAUGAAGACAUGUCCAAUUUUGAUCGCUUUUCUGAGAUGAUGAACAACAUGGGAGGAGACGACGACGUAGACUUGCCAGAAGUAGAUGGGGCAGAUGAUGACUCACCAGACAGUGAUGAUGAAAAAAUGCCGGAUCUGGAGUAAGGCAAACUGUCGUCUUCAGGGUUUUGGGGGAAAGAAGUUCAUCACAACAUUUCAUAAUUGAGAUAAGAAUUCCUGAGUUGAUAGCCCUAAAGGGAGAUCCUGCAUCCUUUAACCCAUUUUCAGUCCAUUUUAAAUGGCUUCACUGAUGGUAGGUGUGUCCCAUGGCACGGGGCGGUCUUAAAGCCACGAGAGGCAAUAACAGUUAUGCAUGAACCGUUUUCCAGACUUCCAAAAAAAACAAAAACCACCAAACCAACCCAAUUGAGGUGUAGGCAAUCCAUUGAGAACAUUUGCAAUAAAGUUUACAGAGCCUCCUUGCCUCGUAGCAGAAGUAAUUACAACGGGAAGAACCCUGAAUUAACACCGAGAAAUUAUUUUUUUUCCCCUCCCCUCUCUCUCUUCUCCACAACCUGAAAUUAAUUUGUACCAGGAACAAAAAACUCUUAUUGGCUCCCCAAAAAAAAAAAAAAUCCAGCAGGCGAGGCGCAUCCCUCCGUGAUGUCUUCAGCUCUGUUCCCACUUAAAAAAAAACCUUCAAAAACUUCAAAAUUCUCCCCGUUUUUGGCGUUCGGUGCCGGUGGCCUGCCCCUGGUCCCGUGUGACCCCAAACCUUUCCACCUCCUCGCCCGGGCUGCGAGUGGCUGUACAUUGUUGCUUGUCAAUCUGUACAUUUUAGACCAAAAUCGUAUUUGCACUGUGGGUUUGGCAGCAAGUGACAGACCGUGGGGCGCGCGGGCGCCUGCGAACCGGGCUGAAAAACCUCAAUUUAUGUUCAGAGCAGCUGGGAUUUUUUUAAUGUCUGCAUUCUUUCUAAUAAACUGUUGAAGACUC